Messenger RNA from Aptenodytes forsteri (emperor penguin), 1813 nucleotides. It is a transcript of the gene SSR2, whose product is annotated as signal sequence receptor subunit 2. Lineage: Eukaryota; Metazoa; Chordata; Aves; Sphenisciformes; Spheniscidae. The transcript is spliced from 6 exons. Bases 276 to 827 code for a protein of 183 amino acids. The record is from RefSeq and is a predicted model, not a curated record. Gene Ontology annotation, cellular component: endoplasmic reticulum; membrane.
AGCCUCUAUGCAGUUGGCAGCACUGGUGAGCUGGGCAGAGCUGCUGGCCAUCUUUGUCUUAGGCGUACUGCUGCUCCUCAUUGAAGUGCUCUUCCGAGCCAUGGUGGUCAUCGGGCUUCUGCUCUACAUGCUUGUCACUAACUGAAGGCGAAGUGGGGAGGGCGCUUCUUUUUCCCCCUUUUCCCCGGAGCUCUUCAAGGAGACAAGAGGAGAAUCACACCAACCUCAAGAACAGAUGGAGAAAACCGUGAGCAGUAGCCAAAGGAGGAGGGGAGAUGAAGCUCCUGAUUCUCACUGCGUUUGCCCUGUUUUACGUGGCCCACUGUGAGGAAGGCGCCAGGCUUCUGGCCUCCAAGUCUCUAUUAAACAGAUACGCAGUGGAGGGCAAAGACUUGACUUUGCAGUACAACAUCUACAAUGUUGGCUCCAGUGCUGCUUUAGAUGUGGAGCUGUCGGACGAUUCUUUCCCCCCAGAAGAUUUUGGCAUUGUCUCUGGGAUGCUCAAUGUCAAGUGGGACAGGAUUGCUCCAGCGAGUAAUGUGUCCCACACUGUGGUUCUGCGGCCUCUCAAAGCUGGUUACUUCAACUUCACCUCUGCUACCAUCACAUACCUGGCACAGGAGGGUGGACAGGUUGUGGUUGGUUUCACUAGUGCUCCUGGGCAGGGAGGAAUCUUGGCUCAGCGUGAGUUUGACAGGAGGUUCUCUCCUCACUUUCUGGACUGGGCAGCUUUUGGUGUGAUGACCCUGCCCUCCAUCGGGAUCCCACUGCUGCUGUGGUACUCGAGCAAGAGAAAGUAUGACACCCCCAAGACCAAAAAGAACUGAGCAAAGCCAAAUGCCACCAGCACCCCAGAGCUCAGGAAAGGACAAACAUUAACCCACCCUGAACAGCAGGUGUGUUGGAAUUAGCAACAGUCACCCCUGCAAAGUGCUGCCUGGGCUAUGCUGCAGCCCUGUCGGCGAGAGGGGAUUGGUCGCUUCAAUGGCAGUGAUGUGUUGUCUUCUACAUUUUGAAAAAGAAACAAGCAAAAAAAAAAAAAACAAAACCCAACCAAAAAUCCCAAACCCCCACAGCCAAACCUCCUUGUCUGCAUAUUCAGAGCAGGGAACCCUCGCUCCGUUGCAGACAUAGUGCCAGUGCAUCUGUGAUACGAAUGUGUUAAUACCCAGAGGAGCCUGUUUGGGGGGGGUGGUGCAGCUCUGCAGCGUUUCUGGCAUUUGUGCUGCCUUGCAGACUCCAUUCAGCCAAAUGGCUCUUUGCCUGCUGCAGUCUUCUCAAAUGUGUUCAGUCUCAGGGCCCCCCCUCCUCCAAGUGCUGCCCACCUUGCUGAAACAUCUGUGGGAAGGAGCUCUAUCUACUGACAAAAGCAGACCUCCUUUUUGGUAGAGCUUGUUAGAGCUGCUGCUUUGCUAGGUGGGGCACGGGAGGUCCCUGUUAAUGCUUAUUCUCUAGGAAGCCCUGUUGUAUUUUGGUGAGCAGUUAAUUGCUGUGUUUCUGUUCUUUCUGGUUGCUCUGUUAAGGGUUGAGGUGUGUUGAUGUACUGAGGAUUUUGUAAUAAAAUGAACACCAUGGAAGAAGCCUGCCUUUCUUUUACCAGGAAGUCCUGGAGGCACCCGGAUGCCUUCAGAAGCAGCUAAUGGGCAUGCAGUCAGUAAAAUAAAUCACUACGUUAUUAAUAAAAUAACUGGAAGAGGGAAAGAAGGGCCCAGAAGGCCUGGUGCCUUGCAGCAGCUUUCCUGACGGCUCCAAGCCCUAGUAUGAGAUUUCUCUUCACAGCUGUAAAUAAAUGCUGCUGUGGCUGCAUGUUGGG